GCUUACCGACGAACAAGAAUAUGUUAAAAAUACCCUUGUUUAUUUAUAAUAUGCUUGAUCUAAUUUAUUUUCCUGCCCAUUCUUUUUUUCAUUUGACUCAAUAACUAUAUAAAUAUUUGAAUCGUCGGAAGAAAAUCAUUAGCAUCUGAAGCUAGCUCAGUCAACAAACUUCAAAAUGUUCGCUAAGGUUAUCAUCUUCUGCGCUGCCCUCGCAGCAGCCCAUGCCUCCCUUGUCGGACCUCUGGGAUUUGGAGCACCCGUUCUCGUUGCCGCACCCCUGGGUAUAGGAAAAGGACUGAUCGCCGCCCCAGCCGUAGCCACCGUUUCCACCCAGAGAGCCGCCAUCAACCACGUUGCCCCUGCCGCACCACUCGGUCUUGCUGCUCCUCUUGGUCUCGCUGCUCCCAUUGCUGCCUCUGCACCCAUCACCCUCGCCAACGGACUCAUAGCUGGAGCUCCCCUGGUUGCUGGUACUGGUCUCCUUGGUGCCCCACUUGGUCUUGGAGUUGGAAAACUUGGCCUCGCAGCACCUCUAGGUCUUGGACUCGGAAAGGUUAUCUUGUAAAUGUAGCUAUAAUAUUUAAUGAAUCGCUUGAACCGU
Messenger RNA from Argiope bruennichi, 601 nucleotides. RefSeq lists its product as uncharacterized. The transcript has 2 exons. The record is from RefSeq and is a predicted model, not a curated record. Lineage: Eukaryota; Metazoa; Arthropoda; Arachnida; Araneae; Araneidae. Bases 176 to 565 code for a protein of 129 amino acids.